CCAGGAGGAAUGACUCUAGUUGUUUUAUACCAACGUUCAUGGUUUAUAUAUUCUAGCACAUUGAUUUAAUGUAUGUUUAUACACAUAUAAUUAUUAUUAAUUGCGGCCGCAGGAAGUGCCGUUCCGUUAUUCCCGGCGGCUGGGGUCCGCGAUGUCUUGGCAGCUUACACCCCCAGUAAAGUGCCUUAUACGAUAUCCAUUGACAUCGUCAUCGAAACGCCUUAUAUGCUAUGUACGAAUGCAUUCAAUGACGUCGCUUGUGCCGUCACAUUGAGAUCUCUCAGUCUAUAAAAAGGGCCAUAUCAUUCGCACAAUGCUUCCGUCCAGGCAAACCUCACACACAUCAUGAAGCAUCUCACUCCUCUCCUCCUUGCCGGCUCAGCCGUCGCAUUCACGCCCCUCUUCGAAAUCCGUGCCCUUCACAAUGUGCCUUCUGGCCACCCUACCGGCCUUGAUGCCGCCUCGGCCUACCUGAACCUUCCCCAGUCCCACGAGGCCGUGACCGUCCUGGCCGCCAUGGGCGCCGACUGCGAUCGCACAGGCGACCAAAAGGCAUGCUUUGAGGCCUCGGAGAAGACCAUUAACCCUUCCAAGAAGGUGGGCAAGUGCGAGGACUCUGAGGAAGACUACAGAAACGACGCCGAUGGCGCCUUCAUCGCUGCCAGCCUCACUGACGACUUGCUCGGCGAGUGUGGCGAGACCUACUGCUCCAACGACGUGAAGAAGUGCCGCGACACCGGCCAGGUCAAGCUGUGCGGCCACAUGAUUGGCGAGUUCACGUCUGAGGGCAAGAAACAGAUGGGGGAGACUAUCAAGGCAGCCCUGCGUAAGGGCGCGAAACUCUCGUGCCAGCGCGGCCAGCUCGCCGGGUUGGACUUUUGGGUCAGCAUCACGCCCAAUAUUCUUAAUGUUAACAUAUUUGGCGGCGAUAACUCGGGCCAGUUUAUGCAGCUCAACAUGGAGAAGAUGGACGACAGUAACUCGUGCAGUCCCUUCCUGCAGGCGCUGGGAAGCAUCGCGGGCAUGGUGCCUGAGUUUGGAAGCUUUGUUGGUGGAACAAUUGGCGCUGUCUGCAGUGCCCUUGGUUAGAUAAGACACUCGACCCAUAGCAACGUUUAGA
[Torrubiella] hemipterigena is the source of this 1120-nucleotide messenger RNA. NCBI's taxonomy places the organism in Eukaryota, Fungi, Ascomycota, Sordariomycetes, Hypocreales, Clavicipitaceae. The record is from the annotation of a GenBank genome assembly.